CCCUCAGGUAACCUAGACAAUCCGGAGGGUGGGCUGGAUGCCCUGCUUCAGGUGGCCGUUUGCAACCGCGACGUUGGUUGGCGAUCCCAUGCACGUAAGAUUGUGCUGUACGCAUCUGAUGGCGGCUUCCAUUUGGCUGGUGACGGACGAAUCGCCGGCCUUGUGAUGCCAGCGCGUACUUCGUGUCAGCUAUCCUUUGGAAAAGAUCGUUUUAAUUCCUCGAUCGAGUAUUUCGGAUGGCACAACUUCGAUGAGACUGAUUACCCUAGCGUUGGAGAGGUGACUCAUAAAUUCUCAAUAUUUGACAGAGAACGUUGUUGA
Molecule: messenger RNA, 321 nt
Organism: Protopolystoma xenopodis
Lineage: Eukaryota; Metazoa; Platyhelminthes; Monogenea; Polystomatidea; Polystomatidae
Source: the annotation of a GenBank genome assembly